CGCGAGGCCUGUUUAAUUUUUGCAAAAUGAAAUAUAUUUGCUUUUUGCAAAGUGGGGAGUGCUAAACCAGGGUUGCCUCCCUCCCCCAGCACCCUCCAAUCCAUCCAUGUGGCCAGCUGCACAUGACUGGGCUGGCAAGGCAUGCUCAAGCAUGGGCACAGCCUAGCACAGUGGACACGAUGCUCCCGCCUGGUUGUGCCCCUGACUUUCACCCGGAUUCGUGCAGCGUGCAUCCGAGUGCUGGCUCCCAAAGCGAGGUGGGAAGAGGAGAAACAAGACGACGGGGUCAAAUGGCAUAAGUUGCACCACAAAGGACCUUACUUUGCUCCACCUUACGAGCCACUCCCAAGAUCCGUCAAAUUCUACUACAAUGGCAGGCCUAUGAAACUCAGCCGGGCCGCCGAGGAAGUGGCGACGUUUUUCGCCAAGAUGCUGGACCACGAUUAUGCACGCAAGAAGAUUUUCCAGGACAACUUUUUCUGUGAUUGGAUGCAGGUGAUGACUCCUCAAGAAAGGAAGAAAAUCAAAGACCUGAAGAGGUGCGAUUUCAGUGACAUCCAUAACUACUUUCUGGAAAAGCAGGAAGCCCAGAAGGCUUUGCCCAAGGAAGAAAAACAGAGGUUGAAAGAGGAGGCAGAGAGAAUCCAAGAGGAAUAUGGUUAUUGCGUGAUUGAUGGGCAUCGGGAGAAGAUCGGGAACUUCAGAACUGAACCGCCGGGUCUCUUCCGGGGCCGUGGGGACCACCCCAAAAUGGGGAUGCUGAAGAAGAGGAUAAUGCCAGAAGACGUCGUCAUCAAUUGUAGCAAAGAUUCAAAGGCCCCUCAGCCUCCGUGCGGUCACAAGUGGAGGGAAGUCCGGUGCGACAACACGGUCACCUGGUUGGCAUCCUGGACGGAGAACAUUCAGGGCACCAUCAAAUAUAUCAUGCUGAACCCGAGUUCCAAGCUGAAGGGCGAGAAAGACUGGCAGAAAUAUGAAGUGGCGCGUCGGUUGAAGAAGCUAAUUCACCGGAUCCGACGUCAGUACCGGGCAGACUGGAAAUCCAAGGAGCUGAAGAAGCGGCAAAUAUCCGUGGCGCUCUAUUUCAUUGAUAAG
Molecule: messenger RNA, 1095 nt
Organism: Notechis scutatus (mainland tiger snake)
Lineage: Eukaryota; Metazoa; Chordata; Lepidosauria; Squamata; Elapidae
Source: RefSeq, a predicted model, not a curated record